UUUAUUGUCGCUAAUUUCACGCUGGUCCCUCGUGUUGACACAGAAGAGAAGAUCGAGGAGAAACAAUUUAACCGCGCUACAGAAACCCGACUUCAGGCCACGAUCCAGCGGAAAAUGGACAUGAAGAAGAGAGUCUCCUUAGAACUGAGGCACCGGUCGCCGACAGAGGUCACAGAGCUGGUUCUGGACAACUGUCGCUCCAGUGAGGGAAAGAUCGAAGGCAUCACAGAAGAGUUCUCCAACCUGGAGCUGCUGAGUCUCAUCAACGUCGGCCUGACCAGCGUAGCAGACGUCCCCAAACUGGACAAACUCAAAAAGUUGGAGCUGAGUGACAACAGGAUAUCAGGGGGUCUAGAGGUCCUGGCAGAGCGGCUGGUGAAUCUAACGCACCUUAACCUCAGCGGCAACAAGUUCAAAGACAUCAGCACACUGGAGCCGCUGAAAAAGUUGCCCCAGCUGAAGAGCCUGGACCUGUUUAACUGCGAGGUGACCAACCUGGCCGACUACAGGGAGUCCAUCUUCAAGCUCCUGCCCCAGCUCACCUACCUGGAUGGCUACGACAUCGACGACUGCGAGGCGUCCGACUCAGAUGGAGAAGGUGACGGAGUGGAGGAUGAAGAAGAGGGUGAAUCCGAGGACUUUGAGGAGGAAGAAGACGAAGAUGAGGAGGACGUAGUGGCAGAAGACGAUGACGAUGAUGACAGCGGGGAUGACGAGGAUGGAGAAGUGAAUGGAGAUGUGGACAGUGAGGAAGAUGAAGAGGACGAUGAUGAGGAAGAUGAUGAGGACACGUCUCCAACCAAAGGAGAAAAGAGGAAGAGGGAAGAUGAGGAUGAGGAUGAUGAUGAUGAAUGAGGACCUACUUAGACCCUGUCAACCCCCCUGACCCCUGCACCCCGCCCUCUCCCCAUCGGCACCUGUGGGCUGCGUCCCAUUUCUGACACUGGUCUCUCCCUCUGCUGAUUUGUCUGCUCCCUCUGACAAAACACCUUCUGUUGUUUUUGUUUUUUGUAAACAUUUCCCCCCUCUGAUUUACACAAGUUUUGUCCCAGUCCUCAGCUGUGUUGACUGUUAAUUGGGUCUAUGAACCAUUGGAAAGCUGUGAAAAUACCACAGAUUUGACCAAAGGCAUCAACAAUCUGUGAAACAACCUAUGACAAGCAUAACUUACACUUUAGCAGCUGAAGCCAGAGGCUGUUAGUUAUUUCUAACUGUUGAUUACAUGAACUGAGGAUCCAGUCUGGGAACAGAUGACCUUCCAGACUGGAACCUGAGCCCUCAGAGCUAAUGUGAGGACAUGAGCCAGCCCAGCGUGGCUCAAAGCCGGUUAACUUCACCCUGCUAAACGUGCUCUAUUGGAAACGUGGGUUUGUCCAAUUUACAAACCCUCAUCAGUCAUGAGAAGCUCAGGGUUCCGUGUGACAGGAUGCUGUUUCUGAACUGAACUGUUUGAUCAAAACAUAAGCAAGAAAAGUUUGCAGUUUGUCAUGUUUUUUUCUGCUGAAAAUUGAGUAAAACACCAUUUAACAAACAAACAAGUGUAAAUGAGAACAACAAAAUGUUGGUGUAUUGCUUUUCCGUCGUGUCUCUGGGGCUGAGCAGCAGCUCUGUCGGCCCGGACCCCCUCCGUGACCCCUCCUCGUCCCGUUCCCCGAGGCCGAGCGCUCAGGGUAAACCGUGUUCUCUCUUUUUUUUGCCAACAGAGCUUUUUAAGAGAAAUAUUUUUUCAAAGAAAUGGUUUUUGUUUAUUGUUGUGUGGCUGUUUGGGGACUCUGUCUCUCUGUCUCUGCCUCUUUUCAUUUCCUUGAUGAGAGAUCGGUUGUUCCUUUACACUUACACUGACUGGUAGUUAAUUUUUUUUUUACUUUCUGUAAGUUAAAGGCAAAACAUAAAAAGGACGUUGUAAAUAAAAUCUUAACAUUUUC
Betta splendens (Siamese fighting fish) is the source of this 1925-nucleotide messenger RNA. Its product is annotated as acidic leucine-rich nuclear phosphoprotein 32 family member B-like. The record is from RefSeq and is a predicted model, not a curated record. Bases 115 to 855 code for a protein of 246 amino acids. Gene Ontology annotation, biological process: regulation of apoptotic process. Gene Ontology annotation, cellular component: nucleus. The transcript has 7 exons. Lineage: Eukaryota; Metazoa; Chordata; Actinopteri; Anabantiformes; Osphronemidae. Gene Ontology annotation, molecular function: histone binding.